Anneissia japonica is the source of this 531-nucleotide messenger RNA. RefSeq names its product fez family zinc finger protein 1-like. Gene Ontology annotation, biological process: regulation of transcription by RNA polymerase II. The record is from RefSeq and is a predicted model, not a curated record. The transcript has 2 exons. The coding region runs from base 1 to 531 and encodes 176 amino acids. Lineage: Eukaryota; Metazoa; Echinodermata; Crinoidea; Comatulida; Comatulidae. Gene Ontology annotation, molecular function: RNA polymerase II cis-regulatory region sequence-specific DNA binding; DNA-binding transcription factor activity.
AUGAGCAAACCAGGCAUCACAGCAGAAAAUUGCAAUCGCAAGGACAAUAUUCAACUUGCAACAACGUGUAACAACGUUAGCGCAGCAGAAUUUCAGCUUGAGCUAACGCUUACUUGCAACGUAUGUAACAAAAUUUUCCAAACUCGCUUCAGCUACAAUCGACAUAUUUCCCGCCAUACCGAUGUCAAUAAACAUCAAUGCGAUAAGUGCGGUAAAGUAUUUGCAAGGCGUGACAAUUUUGUUCGACACCUCCAAAACAAGCAUGGCAGUGAGAAUAACGCGCAAAUUGGAUAUGGUUCAGUUCAAUUAGACGAACCUGUAACAAAGCGACAGAAGUUGUCUAACAAUGGUCGUGACUUUUAUCAAGUCACUAAUAUCAUAGAAGUUGAUAUGAAGAAAUUCAAGACGAAAGGAAUUCAAUACAGCGUUAAAUUCAAGAACGAUUUAGAUAUUCAUGAUCUAACUACCAUCCUAAGUAUCCUGCAUAAAGUUUUUUAUCGACAACUUGACGGAUGGGGCUCAUCCUGUUGA